Leptonychotes weddellii (Weddell seal) is the source of this 1485-nucleotide messenger RNA. RefSeq names its product guanine nucleotide-binding protein G(I)/G(S)/G(T) subunit beta-1. The record is from RefSeq and is a predicted model, not a curated record. Gene Ontology annotation, biological process: signal transduction. Gene Ontology annotation, molecular function: protein binding. NCBI's taxonomy places the organism in Eukaryota, Metazoa, Chordata, Mammalia, Carnivora, Phocidae.
CCCGCAGCGCCCGCGGAGCGGCCCGAGCGUGACCACCUCCAGAGCGGCGGCCGAGGCGGCUGAGGCGGCGGGGCGCGGGCGAGUCAGGCGGGACGAGGCGCCGAGAUCUGAGAUUCCUUGAGGUAGCAUUGAAGAGCACUAGGACCUGAAGAUGAGUGAACUUGACCAGUUACGGCAGGAGGCCGAGCAGCUUAAAAACCAAAUUAGGGAUGCUAGAAAAGCAUGUGCAGAUGCAACGCUCUCUCAGAUCACAAACAACAUCGACCCAGUGGGAAGAAUCCAGAUGCGCACCAGGAGAACGCUGAGGGGGCACUUGGCCAAAAUUUAUGCCAUGCAUUGGGGCACGGAUUCCAGGCUUCUAGUCAGUGCCUCACAGGAUGGCAAACUGAUCAUCUGGGAUAGCUACACAACAAACAAGGUCCAUGCCAUCCCUCUGCGUUCCUCAUGGGUCAUGACCUGUGCAUAUGCCCCUUCUGGGAACUACGUGGCCUGCGGUGGCCUGGAUAACAUUUGCUCCAUUUACAAUCUGAAAACUCGUGAAGGGAAUGUACGUGUGAGCCGCGAACUGGCCGGACAUACAGGUUACCUGUCCUGCUGCCGCUUCCUGGAUGACAAUCAGAUCGUCACCAGCUCUGGGGACACCACCUGUGCUCUGUGGGACGUCGAGACCGGCCUGCAGACGACCACAUUCACUGGACACACUGGGGAUGUUAUGAGCCUCUCUCUCGCUCCCGACACCAGACUGUUUGUUUCUGGUGCUUGUGAUGCUUCAGCCAAACUCUGGGAUGUGCGAGAAGGAAUGUGCCGGCAAACUUUCACCGGCCACCAGUCUGACAUCAAUGCCAUCUGCUUCUUUCCAAACGGCAACGCAUUUGCCACUGGCUCGGAUGAUGCCACCUGCAGGCUGUUCGACCUUCGUGCGGACCAGGAGCUCAUGACUUACUCCCAUGACAACAUCAUCUGCGGGAUCACCUCGGUGUCUUUCUCCAAGAGUGGGCGCCUCCUCCUUGCAGGGUACGAUGACUUCAACUGCAACGUGUGGGAUGCACUCAAGGCCGACAGGGCAGGUGUCUUGGCUGGGCAUGACAACCGCGUUAGCUGCCUGGGGGUGACUGACGAUGGGAUGGCCGUGGCGACAGGGUCCUGGGAUAGCUUCCUCAAGAUCUGGAACUAACGCCUACAGCAGCUGGUCGUCGUGGCGACUGGAAGACCAUUCCAACCUUGAAGCGUUACAGUGAUAGCAUUUCCAAUCCACCCCUACUAACGUGGACGCCCUGCACCCCCUCAGAACUUCAAAAGGGCAAGACCUUUUCCUUCACUUAUUGCUGAAACCAAGAGCACAAUUCCCAUGAAGAGAAGAAUCUCUGUGCUGUAAACUCAAACAAAUUGUGCAUUCCUCCCGGGACCAUUGUCUUUGUUUUCUUUUUUGUCUUGAAUGAAUUUAAAAGGAAAUACUAUAAUAAACGUGCUAACCAGAAAAAAAAA